This is a messenger RNA of Paramecium octaurelia, 483 nucleotides long. The record is from the annotation of a GenBank genome assembly. NCBI's taxonomy places the organism in Eukaryota, Ciliophora, Oligohymenophorea, Peniculida, Parameciidae.
AUGCCAGGUAUCUAGUUAAUACAAUCAUAAAAUUUGAUGAACAAUAUUCGUAAAACAUAUCCUAUUGGGAAGGAAAAAAAUACUAAAAUAAGCAUAUCAACUCAUAAUCUAUUUAAUAAGGUUUAAUAAAAAAUGAUAAUUAACAAAAUUAAUAAUAAUGCUAGAUUAAAAUUUUUUUAGGAAAUAGAAAAUACGACUAAAAAUGAAAUAUUACUUAAACACAUUUUAAAUUGUUGCUAAUUUAGAAUUAAAACUGAAACUUACAAAAAGAACUUUGCUAAAAUUAAUUAGCGGAUUCCUGUCAUUCAUAUUAUACCAAUUCUAACUCAUUUAGAUUAUAAUAACAAAAAUAAUUUAAGUAAUAAUGAAUCAAAGAUUCCAAGACUUUCGUUAACUAGAAGUGAAAUAUAUAAUCUAAACAACCUUUAACUUAGAGACUUCUGUGUACAUAUCUUAAGUAAUCAAAUACUAAUUCUAAAUUGA